GAAUUCCGGCCAGUCGAUCCGAAUGAGACCAUUAACGAAGUCGCAAGCAACUGGGGUGCAGCUAUGGCAAUGGCAGCAGCGCGUGGUGAAGGAGAUAAAUACUUUGCUACACCUGGUGCUAAACCCAAGUGAGCGCCUCUUUACAUUUAUGUAAUC
Messenger RNA from Strongylus vulgaris, 156 nucleotides. The record is from the annotation of a GenBank genome assembly. Lineage: Eukaryota; Metazoa; Nematoda; Chromadorea; Rhabditida; Strongylidae.